Messenger RNA from Durotheca rogersii, 940 nucleotides. RefSeq lists its product as uncharacterized. The transcript has a single exon. NCBI's taxonomy places the organism in Eukaryota, Fungi, Ascomycota, Sordariomycetes, Xylariales, Xylariaceae. Bases 258 to 785 code for a protein of 175 amino acids. The record is from RefSeq and is a predicted model, not a curated record.
GCUUUCGAGUGUUCUCGUUAUCGACUGUUGAUCCGGUACCCCCGUUGUUAGAGAUAUAUACCUAUAGAGAGAGUGUGUGUGUGAACGAGUAGUUGAUAGCCCUCUAUAUAGAGAAACGGGAUUAGUCGAGAGAGGUCUUGCACUUACUGCGUGCACAUGACGAGGACAACUUCGCUAAACACGGUCUCGAUGACCCCCGAGCUCGCGUCGUCGUGUCUAAUGAAUGCCGACGAACCGCCUCCUAUCUCCGCGAUGCCAUGGUUCGUUUCCUCUCUCCCUCGUCUCUUCUUUUCUUCUCUCACCAACACACCCGGCUCGCCGGGCUCACUGUCCGGAUGCGAUACGCGGCGACGAGCGGAACUGCUUACUAUGCUGUUUUCUCUACGACCCCCAGCCCUUGCCGACGGACUACCUUUGAGGGGAUGUCUUCUUCUUUUUUCAUCUCCCAGCCGAGUGGUCCGCCGCGCCCAAGUGUCGAAACCCGCUACCGGGAGCCGCAGCGGUUCCCCUGUCGGAGGCGAGCCGGGUACCCAUCGAUGGCGCCUUCGUUUUUUCGAGAGCUCGGAGCGAGCAGCCAGCGACAACGAAGCCGUGAUCCAUUAGGGAGGGGGGAAAGUGACGAAAUUAGCCCCGAGGCGGUUAGCGGUCUGUCAACGCGCGUGCGUGCGCUGUCCUCGAUCCGACACCCAAGCGUCUGUCCGUCCGUGACGCGUUAUCUCGCCCCCGGGAUGGACUUCCGCCGGGCAUCUGGCCGGCGAAGGCUUUUCUUCUGCCUUAGCCCCUAGCGGUGCGCGUUCGAGAGGGGGCGGAAGGGGAGGUCUCGUUCUACGCUACCCGCGUUGAUGGUGUCUCGGGUGUUGUGGUUGUCUGCACGACGGUUCCGAUGGCCUCGAUGUUUUGUAUCGCGUCGUGAGGAUCCGAGGGCGUUGGCUGGGGGCGA